Molecule: messenger RNA, 1105 nt
Organism: Vitis vinifera (wine grape)
Lineage: Eukaryota; Viridiplantae; Streptophyta; Magnoliopsida; Vitales; Vitaceae
Product: ethylene-responsive transcription factor ERF039
Exons: 1
Coding region: 137-814 (225 amino acids)
Biological process (GO): regulation of DNA-templated transcription
Molecular function (GO): DNA-binding transcription factor activity; DNA binding
Source: RefSeq, a predicted model, not a curated record
UUCUUUCUUUCUCUCUUUGUCUCCUCACUUUUUUCUUUGGGUGGGAGGUGAGGGACUUUUAAACAUAAGAAACCCACCUCCUAGAGCUUAUGCUCUACCUAAAACAUAUAAUAGUAUUCCAAAACCACCUUAUUCUAUGGGAAAAACACCAAGUAUACAAUCUGAGACUGGAACCACCUCUUCUUUUAAGGGAAUUACUCAAGAAGCCAAAAGUGAAGAUGAUCACAGGAAGAAGGUUAAGGGCUGCAGCAAUGAUGAUCGGUUCAAGCAUCCAACUUAUCGCGGAGUACGGAGGCGGAACUGGGGCAAAUGGGUGUCUGAAAUUCGUGAACCCAGGAAGAAAUCAAGGAUAUGGCUCGGAAGUUUUGCCACUCCUGAAAUGGCAGCAAGAGCCCAUGAUGUUGCUGCCCUUGCAAUCAAAGGCCACUCAGCACAUCUGAAUUUCCCCGAGCUAGCACACCAGUUCCCCCGCCCUGAAACCAAGUCACCGGAAGACAUCCGCGCUGCUGCUGCCAAAGCGGCCAUGUUUACUCAUCCAAGAAGACGUGAAGAAGCUGAUCAAGCCGAGGUGGUAGGCUGCCAUUCCCCAUCUAGUACUAGCAAUACAUCAUGUGAUGACACCAAAGAGCCACCACCUUCACCAACAGUUACAACUGCAGAUGAUGGCACAUUCUUCGACCUGCCCGAUCUCUUCCCCAACCUCAUUACUGAUCAUCAAAUGACCGACAUAUUUUGUCAGUCAAUCAUGUGGCCGCUGCCCGAAGUCGAGUCCGUGGAUAUGGAUUUCUAUCUCGAGGAGCCAUUAUUAUGGUAGCUAGUAAUCAGCAUGACCCUACCCAUCAGGUAAUAUGCUUUCAGUUUUUCCAGAACAUGAUCUAUAAAUAUGAAUGUUCAUAAAUUUUCUUGUUCAAAUAGUAAAGCUUUUGGAAGAACCGUCAUUCAAGGUAUUGAUAUUAUUUCAGGACAACGAGAAACAGAAAGGACAAUGUGAGUCCAAUAAUAUGAGUCCCCAUUCCUCAUGAAUCAUGCACAACCAUGCAUGGACACGGCAUUUUUGUCUGUAACCAUUGUCAUAUAUAUAACAGUUAAAUACCCGUCUUUUCAA